Molecule: messenger RNA, 3118 nt
Organism: Camelus dromedarius (Arabian camel)
Lineage: Eukaryota; Metazoa; Chordata; Mammalia; Artiodactyla; Camelidae
Gene: GPR173
Product: G protein-coupled receptor 173
Exons: 2
Coding region: 826-1947 (373 amino acids)
Biological process (GO): G protein-coupled receptor signaling pathway
Cellular component (GO): plasma membrane
Molecular function (GO): gonadotropin-releasing hormone receptor activity
Source: RefSeq, a predicted model, not a curated record
UCUAAAACCCGGGACACAGCUAUCAGGCCAGCCUCUCUCUCCACCCCACCCCCUCUUUCUGGCGUCCAUCCCCUCCCCAACUCCACCUCUGCUGCUGCCUCUGGCUGUGGACCUGCACCUCUUCCUCAUCUCCGCCAGGCCUGGGGAGCAGUGUGAGCCUGGAUGAGAGCUCCCCCAACCUGGGGCUCUCCCAGGCCAUGGCCCGUGUGCUCCCAGGGAGGAGCCCCGGACCCUGAGCAUCUGCUAGAGGCUUGGCAGAGGCCCCGCGGGGACCGUGUCUUCUGAGGACAAAAGGCGGCGGCCAGCAGGCAGACAGGGAGGGGGGAGGGGGGGACCGGCAGCCAGGCGGGCAGACGGGUAGCAGGGGCCAGUGCUGGCCCCCCUCCCAGCUUGGCGGUGGCAUGAAGAUGGGGGUGGUAGUGUGUAGUUGGGGAAGCACCUGCCGGGACCCCCACCUGCCAGCUAGCUGGGCACCCCAAAGCUGUGUGCUGCCCACCUGGGGUUCCCCAACGCCCCCAGCCCUGUCCAGUGCACCCCUCUGGUGCCUAUAUCCCCUGAUGUCUGCGAUGUAGACCAGCCCGGCUGUAUCCACGGCAACAGAAGCAGGAGUGUCACUGGCUGCCAGAUCACUGAGGGUCCCACAAUGUGGCCUGGGCUGUCAUUUAUCCUGGGUGAGACAGCUUGAGCCCCUCCCUGGAUUCCAAGACAGCCCGGCUGAGAGAGCCCAGGUGCAGCCCAGAAGGACAACUGAUGGAGUCCCCCAGGGCCCAUCGAGGACCGGACUGGCUGACCCCAUAGGGUUGGGAGCAGCCCCUGCCCCUCAGUAUGGCCAACACCACUGGAGAGCCCGAGGAGGUGAGCGGCGCACUGUCUCCACCAUCGGCAUCGGCUUACGUUAAGCUGGUGCUGCUGGGACUGAUCAUGUGCGUGAGCCUGGCGGGCAAUGCCAUCUUGUCCCUGCUGGUGCUCAAGGAGCGUGCCCUGCACAAGGCUCCUUACUACUUUCUGCUGGACCUGUGCCUGGCUGACGGCAUACGCUCUGCCGUCUGCUUCCCCUUUGUGCUGGCUUCUGUGCGCCACGGCUCCUCCUGGACCUUCAGUGCGCUCAGCUGCAAGAUUGUGGCCUUUAUGGCCGUGCUCUUUUGCUUCCAUGCGGCCUUCAUGCUGUUCUGCAUCAGCGUCACCCGCUACAUGGCCAUCGCCCACCACCGCUUCUACGCCAAGCGCAUGACACUCUGGACAUGCGCAGCUGUCAUCUGCAUGGCCUGGACCCUGUCUGUGGCCAUGGCCUUCCCACCUGUCUUCGAUGUGGGCACCUACAAGUUUAUCCGUGAGGAGGACCAGUGCAUCUUUGAGCAUCGCUACUUCAAGGCCAAUGACACGCUGGGCUUCAUGCUUAUGUUGGCUGUGCUCAUGGCAGCCACACACGCUGUCUAUGGAAAGCUGCUCCUCUUCGAGUAUCGUCACCGCAAGAUGAAGCCUGUGCAGAUGGUGCCAGCCAUCAGCCAGAACUGGACAUUCCAUGGCCCUGGGGCCACCGGCCAGGCUGCUGCCAACUGGAUCGCCGGCUUUGGCCGUGGGCCCAUGCCACCAACCCUGCUGGGUAUCCGGCAGAAUGGGCAUGCAGCCAGCCGGCGGCUGCUGGGCAUGGACGAGGUCAAGGGUGAAAAGCAGCUGGGCCGUAUGUUCUACGCGAUCACACUGCUCUUCCUGCUCCUCUGGUCACCUUACAUUGUGGCCUGCUACUGGCGAGUGUUUGUGAAAGCCUGCACCGUGCCCCACCGUUACCUGGCCACCGCUGUUUGGAUGAGCUUCGCCCAGGCUGCCGUCAACCCGAUCGUCUGCUUCCUGCUCAACAAGGACCUCAAGAAGUGCCUGAGGACUCACGCCCCCUGCUGGAGCACAGGAGGUGCCCCGGCUCCUAGAGAACCCUACUGUGUCAUGUGAAGCAGGCUGGUAGGCAGACAGGCAGGGAGGAGGUCAUAGCCACCAGGCUGGGGCCAACAGAGGGGAGAGGUGGGGCCUCAUACUGGAGCCUUUCUUUCUGAGCUCCAGCCCCAACUCCUCGAACCACCUGGAAUCUAGGCACCAUUGCCAAUACCUCCCCAGGGUUGGGGACUGGGUGGGGGACUGGGAAAGAGGCAUUUCUAGUCCUGUGGGGCCUGUCUCCGCCACCUCCUUCUCCACUUCUACAAUCUCUCUCUCUCCUCUCUCUCUCUCUCUCUCUCACUCUCCCCCUCUCAGAUGUGACAAUUCAGAAAAAGAAAACAAAACUGAAAAUGCAGGUUUUUUUCUACUAACAGCUGAGGAGACAGGCUUUCUUGCUUUAAUGUCUCUCCUGACAUUGUCCAGAAGGGGGAAAUUUGUCCUGUAAAAUAGAUUUCCAGAGCUCUUAUUGUUCCCUCUGCUCCCACACACCUUCCCCUUCCAAGUCCUUUAGCAAGGACUGGAUGUUUAGGGAGAAACUGAUCUGCUGACAAAAGGGACCGAAGAAGGUGCUGGGUCCCCAGGGAGCAAGGGCUGUUUAGUUGCUAUGUUGUGUGCAAUGUUGUUUUAAGCAAACUCUGGUCCCAAGCCCUGUCUCCUCUCCCUCCCCACACUGUCCUGACCUCCCAAGUGUUUCCUGAACAUAUGUUUGAGAAGCCAGGAGGGGAGGGAGAAGGGCCUCUGUGAUGGGCCCAGGUUAGGUGAAGAGCAGGAUGUGAGCUACACACCUUGAGCUGAAGAGACCCCAGCUUGGCUGCACUCUCUUGAGCUGCCUCCUGGAUCUCCAUCCCCCAACUCUUCUUCCUGAGGAUGGAAAUCCACCCCAACCCCACCGGGGUCGAUGUGGGUGCCAUAGGGGCAGGAGCAACCCCCACAUAAACACAUGAGGAAGUGUAGGGAGAAUGUCAAACUUUCCAGAGUGGCUGAAACCCAAAGCCUGGGGUCAGAGUGAAAUUCAACCCCAGAAUUGCCUCCUGGGUUCAUGCUACUUUCCUGAAGAUGAAAAUUCUUUGAGGGCCUUGGUAAGUCAUAGUGGUAUAAGCUCCAAGGCACUGUGGACUUGAGUCCAUUCCUCUCUGACGUUUUUUUUUUGUUGUUGUUGUUUUGUUGGUUUUUUUUUUUUUUUUGUCCC